UGACUUGACUUUAGGCUGACUUCCUUGUCCGACUGCUGCGGGACUCUGAGCUCCUCUUUAAUUUGCUCUUUGCUCCCUUGGCUGGAUUUACUGUUCUGUAACUUUCUAGCGCCCCACUCACUUCUCUCAUCAUGCUCUUCCAUUGUUUUCUUCUAACGGGAGCUCUGCUCUCAUUGGCUGUACCUACUAAUGUCGCCAUCGAGACGUGUCCAGCAAUGCCAGGAAUGCCAGGCAUUCCCGGGCUUCCUGGCAGAGAUGGUCGUGAUGGUGAGAAAGGAGAAAAAGGAGAUCCAGGAGAAGAAAGGAGCUACGGGUCCGGGUUUCAGAAGGGCAUGAAGGGCGAUCCAGGGCAAAGUGGACCUCCUGGCAAGCGUGGCCCAUCAGGAGAACCAGGAGAACCAGGCCCUGAAGGGAUUCCUGGGCCUCCAGGGGAGCCGGGAGAAGCUUGGUCCUCUGCAGCUCAACCAAUGGCAGCCUUCAGUGUGGCCAGAAUGACCUCUGGAUUUCCUGACAAAGCCAGCACCAUCCGGUUCACCAAAGUCAUCACUAACAUCCAGGAUGACUACAACACAGAUACGGGACACUUCAGGUGUCGCGUUCCUGGGAUGUACUACUUCGUUUUUCAUGCUACUCUGGGAGACAAACUCUGCGUGUUGAUGAAGCUGGAUGACAACCUGCUGACAUCGUUUUGUGAUGCUCGCCGCAGGAAACAGGUGACUUCGGGAGGCCUUUCAGUCUACCUCUCCCAGGGUCAGGAGGUUUGGCUGGAGACCAAAGACCAGAGAGGGAUGACAGGGGGUCCCAACGGCUACAGCAUCUUCUCCGGUGUAUCUGAGCUCGCUGCUGGACUCGCCCUCCAGUGGCUGAGCUGCAGUACUGCAUGGCUGCUCCUCCUGGUCUGCAUCCUCCCUGUUGACAUGCAGUCCUGCAGCGGAGCGACCCCUGGGAUUCCUGGAAUACCUGGAUCUCAUGGUCCCAACGGCAAGGACGGUCCCAAGGGCGAAAAGGGAGAUCCAGGUGAAUCAGGUCAAGCUAACAGGGGUCACAAAGGCAUGGCAGGUCUGCGGGGCCCACCGGGACGGCCUGGUAUGAAGGGGGACGUAGGUCAGCCUGGCGCUGCUGGGUAUGCGGGCCAGAAAGGGGAAAAAGGAAAACCCUUCAACCCCUCCAACAAGCAGAAAUCCUUCUUCUCCUACCAACGGGCCCCUUCAAAUAUCGCAGAGUUUAACACAGCUGUUAACUUCAACAGGGAGAUCGUCCCAGAGCUGGGCCCACAGUUUCAAGGAGAAAAGGUGAUCGAUGGCAAAUUUAACUGCACAAUAAAAGGAGUCUAUUUCUUCAGUUUCCACAUCUCAGCAAAGUCCAGAGUGUGUGUGAAGCUGAUGAAGGGAGAAGAAAGUCACAUGACGCUGUGUGACAGCUCUGAUGCUUUCCUGGUCACGUCUGGCUCAGCGGUUCUGGAGCUGAAUCCUGGAGACCAGAUUUCUGUGGUGCCAACCAGGUUCAACGGCCUUCUUACGAGCCAGAGCAGCACCAGCCACACCUUCACAGGCUUCAUGAUCUUCCCCACCUUGUAAACCAACCAGGCUCAGACCAUCGCACCACAGGAACCUUCAACCGGCUGCAGGAAUUCUUCUCUGGUGAAAACGGAGUAAUCGCUUGACGUUAGAAAGGAUGGCUCUUCAUGUUUUCUCUGAAUAUUAAAAUAUUUUCAUGUUCCUGGUGAAUUAUCCUUUAGACACGGUUUGCAAUCUUUGACCCAGUUUAAAUAAAAUGAAAGCCGGGU
Messenger RNA from Cyprinodon tularosa, 1786 nucleotides. Its product is annotated as putative cuticle collagen 145. NCBI's taxonomy places the organism in Eukaryota, Metazoa, Chordata, Actinopteri, Cyprinodontiformes, Cyprinodontidae. Gene Ontology annotation, molecular function: protein binding. The coding region runs from base 132 to 1577 and encodes 481 amino acids. The transcript is spliced from 12 exons. The record is from RefSeq and is a predicted model, not a curated record.